Molecule: messenger RNA, 7602 nt
Organism: Plasmodium vinckei vinckei
Lineage: Eukaryota; Apicomplexa; Aconoidasida; Haemosporida; Plasmodiidae
Product: conserved Plasmodium protein, unknown function
Exons: 2
Coding region: 1-7602 (2533 amino acids)
Source: RefSeq, a predicted model, not a curated record
AUGAAACCCGAAAAUGAUUCAUCCACGGAUAAGCAGAUUUAUGACAAUAACUUGACAGACCAUUCCUAUGACAGUACGGCUGUGAAUAGUAAAAUUUCUAGCAAAGCCAUUCUUGUAAAUCCUAAAAUAAAUUUUUUUGAGAACAGUAAGGAUGAUCUUGACAAAAUGGAAAGGGAAGGAAUCAAAAAUCAGUCAGAUUUGGAUAGUGUGAAAAAUAAUGAAUUUCCAAAUUUAAGUGAAGAUGAAAAAAAAAAACUUUUUUAUAAAAAAGUAGAUGAAAUAUUAAAUAUGAAUAAUUCAAAUGAUGAUGAAUGGAUAAAAAGUGAAAAUGACGAAUCAGUUGCAAAUAGUAUAAUUAGUGAAAAACAUGAAUAUGAUAAAAAAAUAAAAUCAAAAGACUUUGAACCUUGUCAUGCUAAAAUGAAAAGUAAAAAAAAAAAUUAUAUAGACAAAAAUAUAUUCAAUGAAUCAUUUUGGAAUUUUCAAGGUAAUGAACUUCAUAAAAUUUUAAAAAAAAAUAAAUAUGAAUAUACAAAAAUGAAUGUUACUAUGGAUAAUGCAUUUUAUAAAUAUUUAUAUAUAUGUAAAAAAAAACAACAGAAAAAAAUAAUUGCAAAAAGAAACCAACUUUCCCAAAUCGAUGAAAUCAACCAAUCAAACAAAGUGAACGAUUCUAAUUUGAUUACACCUUUUGGUAGCAAUAAAUAUCAAACAGAAUUUAGUAAUAACGUUAUAUUGGUCGAUACUGAUAAUGUUGAAAACUCUGAAAAAAAUAAUAGCUGGGUAGAUGGCAGUAGUGAAUCAGGUUCCCUUAGUGAGGAAUUUGGCAGCAAUAAUGAGCAGUCAGAAAGUAGCGAACUCGAAUUGUCUAAGGAUAUAAAUUUUUUAUAUAUAGAAUAUUUUAUUCGAAGUAAAAAAAUAAUAAAGUUAAGAAAUAUAUAUAAAUACAUAUACAACAAAAGAAAUAUGUUUUAUUUAAAAGCCUUAGUAUAUAAAAAUGUGUAUAUUUUGGAUUGUACCAAAGAAAUAAACAAAAGAUACAAUACUUUUGAAAAUAAAAACCAAACUAUAAACAAAUAUUGUGUGAAUAACAAUUUUUUAUGUAUGGCAAUGAAUAGUAAUGAGGUAAUCGUUUUUAGUCUAAGAGGGUUAGAAUUAAAUAGUAGAAUAUUUUGUAAAGGUAAUUAUCAAGACGAUAUUAAAAUUCAAGAAUUUCUAAGUACAUUAAUUCCAAAUGAAUAUGAACAAAAUUGUAUGAAGAUAAAUUUUAAUUAUUAUGAAAGUCCUUAUUGUAUAAUCACAAAUAAUAUAAUAAAGAAUAUCCGAAAUAUAGAUAUCAAUAAUUUGAAUAAGUUAUGUAUAUGUACAGAUGAUUCUAUACAUAUAUACGAAAUUGUAACUAUGGAAAAUUAUGUUAUCAAAUAUAAAUAUAUUCAUAGUUAUAAUGAAAAAAAAAAUAACUUAUUAGCAAAUAAUAAAAUAUGGCUAGCUUACCUAAUAAAUGAUAAAAAAUUCAUAUAUUUUACAUAUUUUAAUAUUAUAUAUAUGAAUAGAAAUAGUAAAAUGUUUAACAAUAAUAUUUAUACUAUUUCUAAAGAUAUCAAAUUUAAGUAUAGAUUGUUAAAUGCUCAAAUGCAUAAAAAUUUUUUAUUUUCCUCUUACAAUAAUAAAGUAACUGUUUUAAAAGAUGAGCAGCUCUACUUUGUCAUUACAUUUGAUGUAACUGGUGAAAUUGUACAGCCAGACAAUGGGAAGUCACCAAAUUUAGGGAAAAAAGGUGAAGACAAUGCAAAUUACAAACAACCCACACUUGCUUCUAUCUCUUUAAAGGACAAAGAGGAGACACACUUGGAAAGUGAUGAAAAUGGAAGUGGAAUUUCGGAUAGCAAUUAUAAUGAUAAUGACAAAAAAAAGGAAGAAACAGAUUUUAAAUCAGAGAAAAAUAAAAUAAAUUUUAUACCCUUUGUGUCUAUAUUAGAAUGGGAAAAUUAUUUUUGUACAGGGUAUGUGAAUAAGCUUAUUAUUUUUGAGUAUACUUCAUCAAAAAUUCAAAUAAAAAAAAAAUUUAUUUUAAAACAUAAUAUAUAUUAUUUAAAUUAUAGUGUGAAUAAUAUAUUAAUAAUAUAUGACAAAACAUAUAUAUAUAUAUAUCAAAUAAUUAUUAAAGAUAUGGAACUAUCUUUAUUUCAAAUAUUUUGUAAAACUUAUGACAAAAUUCAAAGUUACACCAUUUUAGAAAAUGACAAUAUAUAUGAAUCAUUUAGUAGUUCUAUAAAAUGUUCUGUUAAAAAUAUUAAAAUAAAUAGAAACGAUAAAAUAGCUCGAUUUGUUUUUCCAUUAUUCAAUGGCCCUAAUAAUAAUAGUGAAAAUAAUUAUGACGGAAAAAAAGGGACUGAUGACUAUACCCAUUCCUCAAAAAUCGGAAGCAAUAUAAACAAUUUUUAUAUUAACCUUGUCUAUCUAUAUAUUCAUAAUAAUAAUAAAGUAGAUAUCAUAGUUUUAAAUUCUCUGAUAUAUUUGAUCUAUCUUUUUUUCUAUUACAAAAAAUAUGACGCUCUCCUCAUUUUGAUUCUGUACACCUACAACGGGGACAUUUCGGCCUUGGCAGAUCUUCCACUAAGGGAAGAGGAUCGGAAAAACAAAAUAAAGAAGUUGCUUUUUUUAUUUUUUGAGAUGAACAUGAAGGGUAUAAUUGAAGGAAAUUAUGGAAGUAGUAUCACAUUAGACAUGUACAAAGACAAACAUAUUCAAAGUAAUGACCCCAAUUAUGAGUCAAAUAAUAUUUUUGAAGGAUAUCAAAAUGAUGGUUCUUCUGGUUCAUUAACAUAUGAAUUUGAUUCUGAUUCUAAAAGUGCAUCUAACAAAUGUUCAGAUAAAGAAGAUAAUUUUGAAAAAAUAAAAGAAAAUGAAUCAAUAGAUAGUGGAUAUAUAUCAAGUGAAAAAAUAUACAUAAAAAAUGAAGUAGUUGAUAAAAUAUAUGUUGAAGAACUUUUAAAAUUAUGUAAAUUAGCAAUAGAAUUAAGUAUAAAAUUUAAUAUAAAUUUAUAUGAAUAUAUAUUUAACUUAUUUAAAGUAUAUAACAUAGAAAAUAUUUAUUUUUAUUUAUGUGAAUAUUAUAUUAUAAAUAAACAAAUAUGUUUUACACAUCAUAGUUUAAUAGAAAAUUUAAUUGAGCAUUUUAGGAAGUUUUACAAGAUAUGUUCAUUUUAUAACGAUAUUUGUUAUGACUUAUUUUUAUUUUUUUGUAAUUAUGUAAGUGAAAAAUGGAUUGAAAAGGAUCAAAAUUUGAAUAGCAAUAGAUAUGAUGACAAGGUUACAAAAUGGAAAUAUAUAAAUAAAUAUAUAUAUUUUUUAAAAUUAAAAAAAAAAAAUUAUAAGCAUAUAAUUAGACAAAGUAGUGAUCAAAUAGGCGAAGAAAAAAAUGUAGCAUUAUAUGAAGAUUUUGAAAAAUAUUUUUGUUAUAAAUAUUUAAAUAUAUGGAAAGGUUUGAGACAUAUUAAGAAGAUAUAUUCAUUUAUAUGUUUAAUAAAUAAAUUUUGUAAAAUUUUUGAAAAUAUUAACCUAGAAAAUGUAAUAGAAAAUAUUAUAUCUCUCUUACCUGUUCAUAUAUCUUCAUUUUUAUAUAGUAGACACAAUGAUGAUAAGAUUACAAAUUGCGAAUUUUUUUUAUCUUAUAUAAUUAGAAAGAAGAAUAACUUUUUCUACAACUUUUGCAAAGACAAUAAUGUAAACAAUUCAGAUUUCCCUAUAUAUAUUCCAUCAUAUAUAUAUAUCAAUUUUUACCAAACUUAUUUUUUAUUUGAUUAUGUAUAUUCCGUAAUAUUCAAACUUCCAUUCUCUUUAUCUAUAAAUCGAUAUGAAAUAAAAAAUAAUGAAAUAGAUUUUUGGAUGUGUUUAAAAUCAGAAGAAGAAAAAAAUAUUUACACAAAUUUUGACAUGAACAAUGUGGAAAACUAUUUUAGCAUUUUUUUUAUUUAUUCCAAAUUCUUUUUAUCAUAUAAAAAUUCAUAUUUUCAUUCUAUCAUAAAUCAAAAUGUUAUAUUCUUUAUUAAUCACUUGUGUAGAAGACAUACUGAUUUUAAGGGAACCAUAUUUACUUCUCAAACUAACUUUAAAGAAAACAAAUUCAUGGAUUCUUUUUUAUGGCAACCAUAUUCCUUACUAGUAAAUCAAAGUAUAAACAAAGACAUGGUUGAUAAACAUUCGAAUAAUACAAACUUGAUAAGUAAUAUAGAUAAAGAGAACAUAUUAUAUAAAAACAAUUGUAAUGUGAAUUUAAAUUAUUUUUUUAACUUAGACAAAAAUGGAAUAUUUAUACUUUUUCAAUUAUCACUAUCAGAUUGCUUUUACAUUAUUAAUAAUAUGUUUUAUUACUAUAAUAUGAGUAAAGAAGAAAAUCUUAUAAAUAAUUUUGUACAUAAUAUUUGCGAUUUUUAUAUACAUUUAAUUUCUACACUGAUAUAUUAUACAAAUAAUUUAAAAGCCAUAUUAAAAAAGACUUUUGAUUCAGAAAUAUGUGAAGAUUUUGUAAAAAACAUUUUUUAUGGAAUUAGUCAAUCAAAAGGAGGAUUCUUUAAAAUCAAACUAUUUGUACUCAAAUUUUUUCAUUAUAUUUGUUCAGAAAAAAAUUAUAUUAUAAAUAUGAAUAUUCAAAAUGUAGUUACAUGGAUUGUAUUACAAAUAUAUUUUAUAACAAAAGAAAUAGAUAAGCUUGUUGAUUGUUUAACAUAUAUGUUGAUACUUUUUUUUAUUUUUGCUAAAGAUGAAAUAUUUUUUGAAUAUAAAUUAAAUAUUUAUUUCAUCAAUUUUUUAUUUCAACAUUGUUUUUCUUUAAAUCAUGUCCAAUAUCAGAAUAAAUUACGAGCCCACCGAAGAAUGUACAAAAAAAUGUGUAUUCAACAGUUUUGCUACUACAAUGGCAAGAAUGAAAAAAACCCGUUUAUGCGUCAUGUUUCAUUUUUCUCUGUUAAAAAAAAAAAUAUGCUUGUAAAAAAAAAUAAAAUAAUAAAGGAUAAUCAUGUAGAUUUGGGAAGAGAUACUUAUAGUUGUGACCUAGUGCAAUAUAUUAUUUUUCGAAUAUAUAAUCUCGACCUAGUUAACCUUUUUGGUGAUACAACACUCGAAUUGAAUAGACGUAGAAAAGAAGCUAACACGCACAUGGCUAGCUGUGAUACUGAGAGCGAUGAAAAUAAAUCUAAAACGACAAGGCGUGAUGAUAGUUUCAGUUUUGAAGACAAGAGAGAAACUAUAUUUAAAAACCAAGACAGUGAAGUUAACAACUUUUUUCUUACUAAUAAUGAAAAUAAAAGAAGGUUACGAAAAAAACAAAAAAAGAAAACUAGCCAUAGUGAAAACAUAUUUAAUAUGAACAAUUAUAAGAAAAACUUGAAAUACAUUUUAUUGUUAUAUGUUAAAAAAUUGAUAUUUAUUCAAGAUGAAGAAAAUCGAAAAACAAGUAAAAGUAGUUUGAAGGAUUAUCAGAAACAAAAUAAAAAACGGGAUAUAAAUAAUUUGUUAAAAUAUAUUGCAUUUUUUAGCUAUAUAAAAAAAAAAAAAUAUAUGAACAUUUAUUUAGCUAUAUUAGAUUAUUUUUAUUAUUAUAAUCCAAUAUUAGAAUAUUACAAAAAUCAAAAUAAUUUAACUAAAUUAUAUGAAUAUGUAUAUUAUAAAAUAUAUUAUUUUUAUAAUGAAAAAUGUGUAAAAACAAAAUUAUAUGGUUAUAUUUUUUAUAGAGAUCUAUUUAAGCAUAUACACAUUUUUAAAGACACCUUUUCCCAUUACAUAUUGAACAGUUACUUUUAUUUUAAUAAAAAAGUGAUAAUGCUAUUACAAAAGAAGAUGAAGAAAAAGUUUGAACAAAUCGAAACUGUAAAAAAAAUGAAUAUAAUACUAAGCAAUAGUAAGUCAGAUAGUAUAAGCAGGAUUGAUGAAGGUAAGGGGAAAAAUGGGCUAUCCAAUGAAUAUGAAAAUAAUGAUAAGACAAUCGAAAAAGAAACAUAUCAACGUUACGAAUCGAGUAAUAAAAAAAAUAGUGAUAAUGUUAUAGGACGAAAUAUUAUAGAACUGUGGAAAAUUUUUGUGAAAAAGCUAAUUUAUUGUAAUAAUUUUUCUGACCAAUUAAGGCAACAAACCUAUUUUUUGUUAAUAUAUAAAUGCAAUAUGCCUUAUGCUAUAAAAAAAUAUGUACAUAAAAAAAUAUUUAGUAAAUAUAUAAAUCUUCUUUGCAUGUACAAUAAAGAAAAGGUAUAUAAAUUUGUGAAAUAUAUUCAAGCAGAACAUUAUCAAUCUAUAUUUAUAAAAUACAAAAUUAUUAAUGUUAUUCUUUAUAUAUAUGAAAAUAGUGGGGAUUUUAUAAAAAUUACAAAUUUGUGCUUAAAAGAAAUCAAACAUAAAAUUUUAAAACUAUUCUCAAUUUUUAAUAUAAAAAAUAAAUAUGAGUUUUCAAAAAAUGUCAAUUAUGAUGAUAUAUAUGCAAUUAAUUUUUCUAAAAAAGUUGACAUAUAUAAUUUUUAUUCUAUGCCUUUUAAAAAAAAUGUAUUAAAAAAAUUGGGGAUCAAAAAAAAAGAAAAUACACACACAGGUUUAAGGGGGAAAGAUAUUUUUCUGAACAACCUAUUUAAAGAAAUAAAUUAUGAACAUGGUCAGAACUUUUUUUAUUAUUACUAUGUUGGAAAAAAACACCCUCAUAAAGUACAAAAAUUACAUGAUGAGAAGCAAAAAAGAAAUGAUAUAACGGAUGUAGACAGAGAUAACAAUAAAUAUUUUGGGAAUACACCUGGUGAUAUAAAACGAAAACCUCAAACAAUAUCUACGGAUAGUAGCGAUAAUGAUGAUGGUGCAGAAAUAAAAAAAAAAGAGCAUAGCGAAAAUAUAUAUAUGAAGCAUUUGUUAAAUACAAAAAAAAAUAAAAAUAUAGUUGACUUGAUGAAAUGCUAUUGGAUAUAUAAUACCGAAGAAUAUAACUUAAUUUUCUUAUAUAUAUACAUGUUGACAUUUAUCUUGAAGAGAAAUAAAUAUAAAAAUAACAAGCUAAAUGAAUAUGUAAUAUUUCAUAUAAUUAAUGAAUGCCUAAAAAAUAUUAUAGAAAUUUCUGAACAAGUCAUAAAAAAAGAGCAAAAUAAAAAUAAAAUGGAUUUUUUUAGCUACCUGUUUGAACAAAUUUUGCUUUUUGUUAUUAACAUAAAUUCUCAUGUGCAUACACAAAAAAUAUGCAAAAAAUUGCUACAUAAGUAUAAAAAUCAUCAAAUAAAAUUAAUUAAGUUACCUUUAAUUGCUAUUUUAAAAAAAAUGAUUGAUGAGCACACAUUUUUUAAUGACAAUUGUCAAAUUGCCGAAAAUAAAAUCAAAGAACAAAUCAAAACAUAUACAAAUGGAAAAAAAAAAGGAUUAAUAAUUAAUUUUAAACCUGAACAUACUCAUAAAUUUAAUACCGAUUUAUAUUAUAUAUCAUCAGCAACUGGAAAACAUAAAAAUUCUGACUAUGAAAAUAGCCAAAAUACCUAUUUUUCUACAAAUGGUAUUGUUUAUAUUAAUAAGUGUGAACAUGGAUAUCAUUUUUCAUGCUCUCAAAAAUGUUAUUUAUGUGAUGAUUUUAAAAAAUAA